Molecule: messenger RNA, 927 nt
Organism: Emiliania huxleyi CCMP1516
Lineage: Eukaryota; Haptophyta; Isochrysidales; Noelaerhabdaceae
Exons: 2
Cellular component (GO): cytoplasm
Molecular function (GO): RNA binding; 3'-5'-RNA exonuclease activity
Source: RefSeq, a predicted model, not a curated record
AUGCAAGACGGCGAGGACAUCACUCGCGACUCCUUCGAGGCUGCGGCGGCGGCGCUCGAGGCGCUGCUCGCCACGGCGGAGUUUGUGGCUGUCGACGCGGAGUUCACAGGCAUUAAACUGCCGGGGACAGUACCGCAAGACCAUGACUCGACGCAGGCGCGCUACACCAAGAUGCGGAGGGUGGCGUCCGAGUUCUCGCUCGUCCAGCUCGGAAUCUGCACCUUCCACCGCCCUCCGCCGGGCGGCGCCGCCGCAGGGAGCGCGCUGCAGGCGCGACCGUUCAACUUCUUUGUCCGCCGCGCGGCUCCGAGAGGCGGAGACAAGGUCGUCCUCGACUGCAGCACCGCCGAGUUUCUGCGCGGGCAGGGCAUCGACUUCAACCGCUGGCUCGACCACUCUGCUGACGCCGAGCGGCGGGCCCAGGGGAGGGUCUUCUCGCCCUCGAGGCCCGCGGAAGCCGCCUUUGUGAACGAGGCGAUGGAGCGGGUCGCCGCGUGGGUGGCGAGGGCGAGGACGCAGCACGCGAGCGGCGCACCGCCGGAGCCGCUCACGCUGCCAGAGUGCAACGGCUUCUUGCGCAAGUGCCUCUACGCUGCCAUUGAGCAUGCGCACCCGCCGGCGGCCCACAAGUGGCUGGUCACCGAGUCGCUGGAGGGCGAGGGGGGAGGGAACAAGGCGGUGCGGCUGCGCGUGCGGCCCGCCGAGGAGGCCGCGGCGGAGCCCUUCUCCCCCGCCAUGCACGCGGAGGCGCAAGUGGCCGAGAAGCUCAGCAAGCUGCGCGAGUCGGAGGGCUUCCUUCGCGUGUGGCGGGCGCUCGUGGCCGCAAAGGUGCCCGUCCUGGUCCACAAUGGGCUGUUCGACCUCCUCUUCCUCCACGACGCCCUCAUCGGCCCGCUGCCCGCGCCGUGCACGCAGUUCAAGGCGGCC